Molecule: messenger RNA, 303 nt
Organism: Penicillium griseofulvum
Lineage: Eukaryota; Fungi; Ascomycota; Eurotiomycetes; Eurotiales; Aspergillaceae
Exons: 3
Coding region: 1-303 (100 amino acids)
Source: RefSeq, a predicted model, not a curated record
AUGGUCAACACUACCAUCGAUCAAAACCCGCUAGAUCCUAAUUACGAAAAGCGCCGUAGCUCUCUUGGAAACAUGGAUCAAGGACAGCAAGAUCAAAACAGAGAUGAGAAUAUCAUGGUGGACAGAGAGGUUGCUCCAUCAUCCCGUGCAAUGUGCCAGGAGCUUGCACACCAACAUGCCAUGAACGAUCUCCACAAGCACACAGAGCGUCGGUCUUCGCAGGAGGUAGAUCACAAUUCUUUCCUCUCUGAUCUAAGUACAGACCGUGGACUACAAGAACAUCCCGAACAAAUCGGGGAGUAA